CGAGCAGUCUCAAGUCUCUAAUAGAGACGAAUCUGUGGUGAAAUCUAUUUUGUGACUGUUUGGUAUUCUGGCGAGUUUGUCUCAUCUCUAAUUGAGCAGUAUCAGUCUCUAACUUGUUAUAAGCUUUACACCAGGUCAUAGAAAAACAAGAGCACAAUAAUGGCUAAUGAAGUUGAACUAUUUUAUCUUAUGAUGAAAAAAUGAGAGGAGGAAAAGAGAUAAUCUACAUUCGCAGGCACAAUCUGACUGUUUUGCGAAACAAAGAAAAUCCGUUUUCAUACGAAGGGAUUCAUUUAGGAAGCUCUUUCGAUUUCCAAAAUCUUUAUGCUGGGAUCUCAUUCAUCAACUCAAGCCGUAUGACCAACAGCAAACAUCUGUUCCAUUUGAACUUCGGUUCUAUAUUUUUUAUGCAAUGGCUUAAACCAGUGUUGCGUGGGAAAUGGAUAUUUCGCGGGGAUGAGCCACGGUGGGUUGGCUCCGGUAUAAUCGACCAUAUUUGUAAAUUGGUGGUGAAGCGUAAACACGGCGAAGUGCGUUUUCCUAAUUCUGUUGAAGAAUACAAUAGAAUUAAGACUGGAUUUUAUUCGAAAUUUGGAAUAAAGGGUGUAAUUGGAGCAAUUGAUUGCACUCAUGUUGGCAUAAUUGCACCUGCCUUGUCAAACACAGUUGUACCGCAUGAUUAUAUGAACAGAAAAGGUUAUUAUAGCAUUAAUGUUGAAGCGGUUUGUGACGAUGAACUAAUUUUCCGGCACGUGAAUGCAAAAUUUCCCGGUUCAUGUCAUGACUCCGGUAUAUGGACUACUUCGCCAGCAAGGAUAAAGUUUAUAAGAGAACACUCUGAUGGAGCUUUUAAAUGGCUUUUGGGUGAUUCGGGAUAUCCAUUGGAGCCAUGGCUUCUUACACCGGUGACAAACCCUGAAACACCAAAUGAACAAAAUUUCAAUACCAGGCAUAUAAUGAAACCGAAAUAUUGUCAGAUCAAUCACCUCCUGAAAAUGUGGGAGCAAUAUCUGAAAUCCAUUCGGGGGAGUAUUACACUCGAGGCAGAGCAGCACGUCAAAGGUUCAUUAACACAUUAAAUAAUUAAAAUUCUACCAAUAUAUAC
This is a messenger RNA of Bactrocera neohumeralis, 1105 nucleotides long. Its product is annotated as putative nuclease HARBI1. Lineage: Eukaryota; Metazoa; Arthropoda; Insecta; Diptera; Tephritidae. The transcript has 6 exons. The record is from RefSeq and is a predicted model, not a curated record. The coding region runs from base 201 to 1079 and encodes 292 amino acids.